AAGAGAGAGGCAUAUAUUAAGCAACUUGGACUUUUCUAACUUGGAACAAAAACCACUGGCUUGAACCAGAAAUGUGAGCCAGUCAAAGACUUGGACCCUUCCCUGGUUUUUCUUGCACCACCAGUUUAUACCUUGAUUAUCCAUACCAACCCAAUUACUUUAAAUUGUUAGAAGCCAAACGUUUAAAAAAACAAACUCAAAAAAAUAACGUUAAAAAGCUUCCUCUUCUCAUUCAUAUAUACAAAAAUAUACAAUUCCGUUUCAUUUUCAUAGACAGUCGAAUAGAAAGAAGGUAAAGAAAUGGCAGAAAGUGCAGUAAGUUUUCUUCUUGACAACCUCACACCGUUGCUGCAAAAUGAGGUGCAACUUCUGUGGGGUGUCCAUGGACAAGUUCAGUAUAUCUUUGAUGAGCUAGAGCGCAUCAAGGCCUUCUUAAGGGUUGCUGAUGCAAAGGAAGAAAGCAAUGAUUAUCUCAGAGUCUGGGUUAAGCAAGUUAGAGAUGUUGCUUAUGACAUGGAAGAUGCUCUUGACGAAUUCAUGCUUCGUCUUCUAUAUUACCAUGGCCAUGGAUUUUCUUCCUCUCUUCAUAAGCUUUAUCACUUUAUCAAAAGCCUUAAAGCUCGCCAUCGAAUUGCUUCUGAUAUGCAAGGCAUCAAGUCCAGAGUUGAAAGCAUCUCAAACAGUCAUACGAGAUUCAACAUGGCCAUACCAGGGUGGAGCUCCAAUCGUUUGGCUUACAGACAACUGACCAUUCAAGGAGAUGCACUUCUGCUUGAAGAAGCUGAAUUAGUUGGAAUUGCUGGACCGAAAAAGCAACUGAUGGAGUGGCUUUUGAACAAUGAAACUGGACGCCAAGUGAUUUCGGUGGUUGGAAUGGGAGGGUUGGGGAAAACAACCUUGGUGAAACAGGUUUAUGAUGAUCCCAAAGUGAAGAAACGUUUCAAGGUUCAUGCUUGGAUCACUGUUUCUCGAUCAAUCAACAAGGAAGAUCUCAUAGACGAGAUUUUCACAGAUAUAAGGAAACCAGUCCCUCCAGAAGUUUCUAACAUGAACAUAGAUCGGAAAAGGGAGACAAUCAAAGAUUUUCUGCAACAAAGUAGCUAUCUGAUUGUUCUUGAUGGUGUUUGGGAUGUGAAUGAUUGGGAUUUCAUCAAGCAUUCAUUGCCAAGCAAUAACAGAUAUGGCAGCAGGAUAAUGGUGACUACUCGAAAUGCUGAAGUGGCUUCAGCAUCCUGUGUGGAAAUUCAUGAUCAGGUCUACAAUUUGGAGCCAUUAUCUCCGGAAGAGUCAUGGGAACUUCUUUGUAAGAAGACAUUUCAGGGGAAACCAUGUCCCCGUAACUUGGAGGAAGUUUGCCAUUGUAUCUUAAACAGAUGUGGAGGAUUGCCUCUGGCAAUUGUGGCAAUAAGUGCUGUUUUAGCUACCAAAGACGACGCAAAUAUUGAUGAAUGGGCAUCGCUUUGUCACACAUUUGGUCCAGAAAUUGGAGAGAAUUACCGACUUGACAACAUGAAACGAGUACUCUCCCUCAGCUUUAAUGAUCUUCCAUACUACCUGAAAUCUUGUUUCUUGUACUUGAGCAUGUUUCCUGAUUUUCGAAAGAUUGAAACUAUGAGAUUGAUUCGGCUAUGGAUAGCUGAGGGGUUUGUGAUUGAAAAGGAAGGGAUGACCCCUGAAGAAGUUGCAGAGGGUUAUAUCAAGGAGCUUUUGGACAGAAGUUUAAUCCAAGUGGCAGGGACAACUAGCUGUGGAAGGAUCAAAUCAUGCAAGGUACAUGACCUUUUAAGGGAGAUCGUCAUUCAGAAAUCGAAGGACCAAAACUUCGGAGUAGUGGUAAAAGAGCAAGGAAUGUUGCCUGAAAAAGUUCGACGUCUAUCAGUAGUUAAGACAUUGCAUAAUGUACAAAACAAGAAUCUUUCUCAUCUUCGUUCUUUGCUUAUAUUCAAUUCAGAAGAUUCACUCACCGAAUUUCCCAAAUUGUUUCCCAGAAGCCUUAAACUGCUUAAGGUGUUAGAGUUGAAAGGUGCACCUAUAGAGAAUUUUCCUGAAGAAGUAUGCAAAUUGUUUCAUCUGAAGUUUCUAGGCUUGAAGAAAACCAAGGUGAAGCAUAUUCCUCGUUCCAUCAAGAAGCUUCAAAAGCUUGAGACAUUGAAUCUCAAAGAUUCAUUUGUCACUGAGUUACCUGUUGAGAUUUUGAGUCUCAAGCGACUUCGCCAUCUUCUGGUAUAUCGUUACCAGAUUGAAUCAUAUGUGCAUUUUCAUUCCAAGAUUGGUGUUACUGCCCCUGAUGGAAUAGGUUGUCUGCAAUCUCUUCAAAAGCUCUGUUUCAUAGAGGGAAAUCAAGAAAACUUGACAGAGUUGGGGAAGUUAAACCAGUUAAGGAGAUUAGGCAUAGUAAAGUUCAGAGAAAAAGAUGGUUCUACUUUGUGUUCUUCAAUCGAAAAGCUGAUUAAUCUUCGUUCGUUGUCCAUCACUUCAGAAGAGAAGACCGACGUAAUUGACCUGCAACACAUUUCUUCUCCACCUCAGUAUCUCCAACGUCUAUAUCUAGCAGGACACAUGGAAACACUACCUCAGUGGAUCAAUUCUCUUCAAAAUCUUGGUAAACUAUUCCUCAAAUGGAGCCGGUUGAAAGAGGAUCCUCUAAUUCAUCUUCAACAUUUGGCUAAUCUCGUGCAUCUCGAAUUCCUUCAGGUUUAUGAGGGAGAGAGCUUGCAUUUCAAAGCAGGAGGGUUUCCAAGUCUCAAGAUAUUAGGCCUUGACAAACUAGAUGCACUUCAAUCAGUGACAAUGGAUGAAGGAGCAAUGCCUCGUCUUGAAAAGCUGACAUUUCAGCGCUGUAAAUUGUUGAAGAAGGUACCUACAGGGAUUGAAUUCUUGACCAACUUGAAGCUUCUUGAGUUCUUCGAUAUGCCAGAUGAAUUGAUCAUGAAACUACGUCCAGACGGCGGAGAAGAUCAUUCAAAAGUUGCGCAUGUUUCAGAUGUAUAUUCUGUAUGCUGGUUAGAUGAUGGUUGGGAUGUUUACUCUUUAGAAGGGUUCACUGAAAGGGAUACUGUUGCGCAGCCCUACCCUGAAAUGAGAAGCUAUCGUAGGAGUACUCUUUGGAAGGUGUAGGAUUUAACUUGUAUUUGUAUAUUUGUUUCUGCAAAUACUGAUAGCAGAACUGAUUCUAAAAAAGUUUAUUACUCUGUAUUUAGAGACAAAUUAUUUAUAGGGCAAUUGGUUUUUUACCACUACAAGCAGGUUUUAGUGCAAAUCUACCUGCUGACUGUUAUCAGUUAAUAUUUUACACUGUUAUUAGUUAAUAUUUGUUACAAUAAUUGUGCUAUAGCUUGAAGUUAGAGUAUCUCAUACUCUGUUUUCUUAUUGUAGCCAUUCAACUUCUUGUAAACAAGUUAUUGAAAACAUCAAAUUGUCAAUUUUUU
Molecule: messenger RNA, 3428 nt
Organism: Ziziphus jujuba (common jujube)
Lineage: Eukaryota; Viridiplantae; Streptophyta; Magnoliopsida; Rosales; Rhamnaceae
Product: disease resistance protein RPM1-like
Exons: 1
Coding region: 301-3117 (938 amino acids)
Biological process (GO): defense response to other organism
Molecular function (GO): ADP binding
Source: RefSeq, a predicted model, not a curated record